AUGCCUCGUAAAAAACAAAUACCUCGUAUGUCGACUGGUGGCAAAGCUCCACGAAAAAUAUUGGCUACAAUGGCAGCCCGUAAAUCAGCACCACCGGCUGAAAGUGCUGAACAACAACAAGCACAAAACCUCAAGAAAGAGACAAACCAAGAGGGAAAAAAUCCUGACAUUAAUAAUACGACGCAAUCGACAGAAGCAAUCAUUUCAUCAACGUCCAAAGAUGACUCUUAA
Rotaria sp. Silwood1 is the source of this 231-nucleotide messenger RNA. The record is from the annotation of a GenBank genome assembly. Lineage: Eukaryota; Metazoa; Rotifera; Eurotatoria; Philodinida; Philodinidae.